GUGGAGGCGGCGGUGGCAGAGCAAGCAGGUGUCAUCCACAGCAGCGGAGGCGGCGGGGCAUGUACGGCAGCAGCAGCUUCGGAGCUGCCGCCGCCGGUAGUGCUGCCGCUGGUGCGUGGUGCGCUGCGGAUGUGCGGCAACCCGAGGUGCGGGAACUACGGCGGCUCAUGCGAGGGGGCGCUGAGGCUCAGCAGGUGCGCCGGCUGCCGUGCCGUACACUACUGCAGCGUGGAGUGUCAGAAGCAGCACUGGCGGGAGGGCGGACACAAGCUGGAGUGCGUGGCGAGCCGGGGAGUGCCCCUGUCGUACAGCCCCUAGCCCUCUAGGGCGGGAAGCAUGCGGAAUGGCAGCAGCCACAGCUGCAUAAACAUGUUGUUGAGUUGUUGUGGUUAAAAUGGCAGGAAGCAUACUGGGGCCGCUUGUUGUCGAGUGGCGUUCAGGAGCCAGCUCUGAGGAAGGCGAGAGAGAGGAGGUACGGGGAGAAAAAGGGCAAGAGGAUGGAUCAGCAGCUCUGGCGGUGUUGCAGACGAACCUUGUUUGUUUAGGACGUUACCGUUCGGGGAGUUGGUUUGUAGUAGCCUGGUAGCAACUGUGCCGUGUAACUGUAUUGGCCUUAGCUGUCGACCGAGGAGAGAUGCACUUGUGGCUGGUAAGGGGGUGUCGUGGCUGAUGACGACGGGAAUGUUGUGUGUGAGUCCUAGGGCAGCUUGGGAGCGGAAGCGGUGUACGGCAAUGGGACGACACGGGCAAAGUUGGGGGAGGGAGGGGUGCACUUAAGCAUGCGGCUGGUCUGGGGACGAAUUCCAAGUUCUGGAAUCGGGAGUCGGCGUAGGCCUGUUCCUGUCCAUAUCCUUUUGCCAAGCGGGAAUGACUGCGAUUAAGGUGUACUACAAUGAUGACUAAGUUUACAAUCGGGGUCUUUUGUAGCAAUCGGGCCUAUUUAAUCCUCUCACACUCCAACAUCUAUCUAUGCCUAGUCAUGGCAAUCAACUCUGAGCCCGUUGUUCUUAGCGAGAUACACUCAACUGCUGCACUCGGUACCGAACAAGACGACAAACAGUGCACCGCUGUCACGCGCUUUUACUUGAUAGAUACGAGCACUGAAGAACGCUCGGAUCCAGACCUGAACUCAAGCCGUCAAUCUAGCGACAGCGAAAGCGACAGCAGCAGCCAACAGCCCGUCGCGAAGCAACGCAAGCUUAUUGUCGACCGCUGCGGUGACUUGCGCGUCCCAAGGCGCCCGAAAGCUAAGCAGCCACGACGCUUCAUCUCUAUCCGGCACAACAGCCGGGCAACGCCCAUCGCUGAUGUGGGAUUGCAGGUAUGGCGAGGUGCAUGCCUGCUGUGCGACUGGCUCCUCUCCCAGCGGCCCCUGCGUCCACCGCACCAGCUGGGCCCAGGCUGUACUACUGCUGCCGGGGCCACUGCCGCUGCCGAUUCCUCCAUCAACCCUGGCACCCUGAUCCUAGAGCUGGGCUGCGGGGUGGGCUUGGUUGGGGUGGCAGCAGCAGCAGCAGGCGGGAAUGCGGCCACUGGAAGGGCAGCGGGAGCAGCAGCAGUAGCAGGUGAUGGUAGCGUGUCGGCGCAUGCUGUUGCUGCAGCCCGAGUUGUGCUCACGGACGUGCAUGAGGGGGCGCUACAGCUAGCGGCGACAAACCUAGUCGCUAACGGGGGUCUUAUUACGACUGGGCUGCUGCGGAGGGAGAGGGAGGAGGGUAGGGAGGGCAGCAGCAGGGAGAGCGUGCGAGUAGACAUUUGUCGGCUGGACUGGUUUGACUUCCUGACGUUCGAGAGCGGUGGCGGAGGCGAUGGCGGAGGCGGUGGUGUUAGCGCGGAGGCUAUAAUUGCAGCCCUGCUGGCCGCGGAGGGUGUCAGCAGCAGCAGCGGAGGUGGAUGUGGCGGAGGCGGCGGCAAAGGGUCACCAUACAUGGCAACAGAGGCAGCGGCGGGAGCGGCGGAGGCGGUGGCAAACCCGGUAUGCGUCGCAACAGGGGGAUCUACAGCCAUGGCAGAUGCGGGCGCUGAACGCUUGAGCAGCCUGAGGGAAGCGGGCGCAGCCGCGGCGGCAGCGGCAACAUUACAAGUAGUACACAACGCGGGACUUGCGUCUGUCGUACAGGCGCUGGUUGACGCCGACGACGUUUGCCUGCUUGCCGCCGACACGGUGUACGACACAGCGCUGACGGAGGCCUUCGUCAAGUGCGCUGCCGCACUUCUGUCGUACCGGGCCUCUGCUCGGAGGAGGGCAGCGGCAGCAGGGACGGCGGCAGCGUUGCCGCUGGGCCUUAACAAUGCCUCCGUUGGCGGUAGCGGCGGCGGUGGCGGCGGCGGUGAGAGUAAUACGGCAGGCGCUUCCUCCUCCGCAGCGGCCGAGGUUGAAGACGGUGCUACUGUCCGCCGCCGCUGCAGCAGUGGCGGCGGUGGCGGUGAUGGAAGGCUUAUCGUAGCUCUGGAGAAGCGCUUCAACUUCACGCUACGUGACAUGUCGGUCAGGGCCUCCGCCUUUGAGGACUUCAUGCGCUACGUGGUUCCGGAGGGCGCGGCUGUGGCCACCGCAGAGGCCGCGACGAGAUUGUCGUACGGGUCCGGAGGCGUGAAGCCGGGCGACGAUGGCGGCGAAGACACUGUACGGAAGCACGCGCCCGUGGACCUCCCUUCCUGUCCUGGUGUGGCAUCAUGGGAGGAGGCGGCUGGGCGGCGGCCGCUGUUCCGGGGCAGGCGGCUGGAUGUGUCUGCGGUGCCUCAGGUGUUGCAGUAUGAGCGGAGCCCCCAACUGGAGCUUUGGGAGUUGAGGCUGCUGUGAAGCAAUGAGCGGACCUGGCCCUGAAAUGACCUCUUAGAACGGAAUGCGGGGCACGCUGCUUGGUGACAGAAAGGCGAUUGCGCGUUUGCCAGGACGCGUUCUUCCAACGGUUACGACUGAGCUUGUUGCCACUCCACGCCAGCCCAGGAGCUGACCGCCUUGUAACCCUCCCUGAC
This is a messenger RNA of Astrephomene gubernaculifera, 2979 nucleotides long. The record is from the annotation of a GenBank genome assembly. NCBI's taxonomy places the organism in Eukaryota, Viridiplantae, Chlorophyta, Chlorophyceae, Chlamydomonadales, Astrephomenaceae.